Lichtheimia ornata is the source of this 4416-nucleotide messenger RNA. RefSeq lists its product as uncharacterized. Gene Ontology annotation, molecular function: DNA replication origin binding; purine nucleotide binding; single-stranded DNA binding. Lineage: Eukaryota; Fungi; Mucoromycota; Mucoromycetes; Mucorales; Lichtheimiaceae. The record is from RefSeq and is a predicted model, not a curated record. Gene Ontology annotation, biological process: DNA replication; leading strand elongation; mitotic DNA replication initiation. The coding region runs from base 1 to 4416 and encodes 1471 amino acids. The transcript has 20 exons. Gene Ontology annotation, cellular component: alpha DNA polymerase:primase complex.
AUGAGCGACAGUCGUAAAGAAAGGCUCUUGAAAUUACAGCAACAACGCAUUGCAAAGGACCGCAAGAGUCAACGCAACGUCGACGACGUUUAUGUCGAAGUCGAAGAACAUGACUACCAUGCCCUGAACGACGAUGCCGAUUUCGUGGAAGACGAUGAUAACGCAGGCUACAUUGACGACGGCAUGGGGAAUGACGAAGAGGAAUUCUCGGACGAGUACGAUCAAGCUGAUCAAAAGUCCAGCAAGAGAAAGCGUAAGAAUGGAAAGGCUGCCGAUGGAAAGGACAAGCAAGCAAAAAAGAGCAGGGAUAUUGCAAGUAUGUUUUCCAAGUCUGCGUCAAGAAAGCCUGCACCAUCCGCACCUGCAGUCAAAAAGGAAGAGACAAAAGACGAUGCCAGCUUUAUGGAUGAUCUAUUCGCAAAUCUUGAAUCCCCAGCACCUGCAAAGCCAGCACCAUCUCAACGCCCAAAGCCUUCUUCAUCACGAUUUGGUAAUGGCACAUCAUACAUUUCGCGUGUUCAACCCACUCCUUCUCGCCGCACAACAACAUCUCAAGUACGAUUGGAUAUGCCUCCACCAUCGACCAACAACAACAACAAUGAUGAUGAUGUCGACGUGAUUGAGACAACAAACUCGCUUGCUGUCGGUGAAGAUAACGACAAAACGACCAACAAUAAGCCUUUCUCUCAACCUGAUACGAACGAUGAAUUCUUUGAUGCAUAUGAUUCUUUCAGCACUGGCAUGAUGGAUGUGAUUGAUGAUAUGGAAAAAGGAUCACCAAGUCGAGUCACUGUGAAACAAGAAGAGAAAGAACCCAGCUUAUCGGCAGAUACCAGCAUGGAAGUGGUGGAAGAGGUGAAGAGACCCAAUAUGAAGUACAAGGAAGAACGGCCUGAUUUGGAGACCUGGGAAAAGGCACAUGCUGCUAUGGGACCUAUGGGUGUUACUGAAGCAACAACACAAGAUUUAAGUCGCUCGAUGGAUGUUUUGGAAGAGGAUGGCAGCUUGCAUUUCUGGUGGUAUGAUGCAUAUGAACGACGUGAAAAGGGUGCAGUGUACUUCUUUGGCAAGGUUUUGAACAAGAGUACCAAUCGUUACAUCAGUUGUUCGGUGGCUGUGCGCAAUAUCGAGCGUAGUAUCUUCGUGUUGCCACGACAACAUAAAUUGGAUGAUCAAGGCAAUCCUACUACUCAAGAGGUAGCCAUGACCGAUGUACACGAAGAGAUCUCAUCCGUAUGUGCAAGACACAACAUUACAAAGUUCCUCGCAAAGCCGGUGACUCGAAAGUACGCCUUUGAGCUACCUGAUGUCCCACGGGAAUCCGAAUACCUCAAAUUACAUUACAGCUAUGAAUUGCCCCAAUUACCCGAAGAAUCCAGCGGCACAACCUAUAGUCGUCUCUUUGGUGUCAACACUGGUCCCUUGGAACAUUUGCUGGUCAAACGAGACAUCAUGGGCCCAUCUUGGCUUAAGAUUGAUCAGGCACAGAUCUCGAAUACCAAUGAAACAUGGUGCAAGAUCGAGAUUGGAGUGAACGACCCCAAGCUGGUGAAUCCUCUCAAGGAUCAAGAUGGAAACGCGCCAACUCACAUGCCCCCUCUCGUGGUGCUCGCUCUCAGCUUACGUACCGUGAUGAAUCAUCAAAAGAACGAGAAUGAGAUUGUUGCAGCCAGUGGUCUUGUGUGCAAUCAAGUUCAAAUUGAUGAGCCAACCCCUCUUGAGGCACAAUCAAAGUCAAGAUUCACCAUUGUACGCCAAUUGGCUAAUACGCCUUAUCCUGCCGGUUUCAAUGAAGCAGCUGCACGCGAGAAGAAGCUAGGAUUCCCCAUUCAAGUUGAACGUACCGAAAAUGCCCUUCUCAAUUGCCUGAUUGCCAAAAUCCACAUCACUGAUCCGGAUGUGGUGGUUGGACACAACUUUGCUGGCUUUGAUCUCGACGUCAUGCUCCACCGUAUGAAGAAGCUCAAUACACAACAUUGGCACAAACUUGGCAGAAUUCGACGCAAAAAUUGGCCCAAGUUGCAAUCUGGUGCUGGUGGUACGGGUGAAUCAACAUAUCAAGAACGUAUGAUCAUGAGUGGCCGCCUUGUGUGUGAUACCUACCUUGCAUCCAAGGACUUGAUUCGCAGUAAAUCCUACCGCUUGACCGAUUUGGCGCAAUCUCAGCUCAAGAUUGCUCGUGAAGAUAUUGAAUUCGACAAGAUCAACAAGUACUAUGAAGAAUCCCAGUCCUUGAUUCAUCUCGUCAAACAUUGUGCAUUUGAUGCCUUCUUAUCAACGUCCCUCAUGUUCAAGCUUCAAAUCCUGCCAUUGACAAAGCAGUUAACCAAUCUCGCUGGCAAUAUGUGGUCACGUUCCAUGACAGGCGCCAGAGCUGAGCGAAACGAGUUUUUGCUUUUGCAUGAAUUCCAUCGUCACAAGUACAUUUGCCCCGACAAGACAUUCCCUAAGAAUAACAAGGCUGUGGUGAUUGAGCAAGGAGAUAUGGAUCAGGAUGAAGUCAAUGAACAACUCCAAACCAAGAAAUCAAAGGGACGAAGGAAACCUGCAUAUACCGGUGGUCUUGUGUUGGAACCCAAGAAAGGCUUCUAUGACAAAUAUGUGCUCUUGCUCGAUUUCAACAGCUUGUAUCCAUCCAUUAUUCAAGAGUACAACGUAUGCUUCACCACAGUCCAACGACACAACCUGCCAGAGAAUGCCGACAAUGAAGGCGAGGACAAUGUACCGGACGUACCUGAUACCAAUGUGGCACAAGGUUUACUUCCUCGAUUGCUCAAGACGUUGGUGGAGCGUCGACGACAGGUCAAAAAGCUCAUGAAAGAUCCUAAAUUAUCCAACACCGAGAAGAUGCAGUAUGAUAUCCGACAAAUGGCUCUCAAGUUAACGGCCAACAGUAUGUACGGUUGUCUUGGUUUUACACAUUCCCGGUUCUAUGCCAAGCCUCUUGCCAUGUUGAUUACCUACAAGGGUCGUGAGAUUUUACAAAACACUGUGGACCUUGCUGGCAACUUGGACUUGAACGUCAUCUAUGGUGAUACUGAUUCCAUCAUGGUGUAUACCAACGAGAGUGAAGUGCAAAAGGUCAAAGAGAUCGGCAACAUGUUCAAGCGCCGUGUCAAUGAAAUGUACAACUUGCUGGAGAUUGAUAUUGAUGGUCUCUUCAAGCAUAUGCUAUUGCUCAAGAAGAAAAAAUACGCUGCAUUGCUCGUGGAAGAGAAUCCCGAUGGCACUUUAAAGGAGACUGUGGAAACCAAAGGUCUUGAUCUUGUACGCAGAGAUUGGUGUGAUUUAUCACAUGAUGUAUCAUCACGAGUUUUAUCCUUCAUCUUAUCGGACAAGGAUCGUGAAGAAGUUGUAAAUGAAAUUCAUGAAUACCUGCGACAAGUCGGUGAGGAGAUCCGGAAGGGCGAAGUAUCCCUGGAGAAAUUCAUUAUCAACAAGCAAUUGACCAAGAACCCCCAUGAAUAUGCUGAUGCCAAGAACCAACCACAUGUGCAGGUGGCAUUGCGGAUGCGAGCUGCUGGUAUCAGCGUUCGAGCAGGCGACACUAUUCCAUACGUCAUUUGUCAGGUGGACCAUAUUCCCAACGGCUCAAAGACUGGAUUUGCCGAGAAAGCUUUUCAUCCUGAUGAUGUUGUCCAUGGCGAAAAGAGUUUAGAUAUUGAGUGGUAUUUGCAUCAACAAGUUCAUCCUCCUAUUGCACGUCUGUGCUCGCCCAUCGAUGGAACCGAUAUUGCAAGACUUGCAGAAUGCCUUGGUCUUGAUGGUUCAAAGUACAACGUGGGACGUAUCUAUGAUGAUGACCAGGAUGAGGAAUUUACGACACUCGAAUCGCAAAUCAGUGAUGCUGAACGCUUCAAGGAUGCUGAACGAUUAAGGAUACGAUGCAACUUGUGCAGCCAUGAACAAGUCUUUGAAGGCAUGACACGCAAAGCAAAUGACAAUGAAAUUGUGUCUGGACUCCAAUGUGAAGGCUGUCAUGGCACAAUUAGUGAAGCUGUUGUGCGCAGCGCCCUGAUCCGAUGCAUGCGUUCCUAUAUCCGGAAAUACUAUGAGGGAUGGCUUGUGUGCGACGACGCCACAUGUGGUAGCCGUACUCGAAUGAUGUCUGUAUUUGGCCGCAGGUGCUUACGAGAGGGAUGCCAUGGCAGUGUUAAGCGCGAGUACACGGACAAGCAGCUCUAUACACAACUACUUUAUUUUAGCAACAUGUUUGAUGCCGAAAGGGCCAAGGAAAAUGCAUUGAGCUCAGGAUCAGCAACCGUUCAAAUCAACUCAUUGAUCAACCUGCAUCACAACACAUUCCAUCGACUAAAAGCGGUGGCAGAUGGCUAUCUCGAUCGAUCUGGAUAUCGACAUGUAGAUAUCGCCAAGCUCAUGACACUUGCCAAUUUGACAUUCCCAACGUUGACAUAG